This is a messenger RNA of Daldinia decipiens, 2127 nucleotides long. RefSeq lists its product as uncharacterized. Bases 691 to 1401 code for a protein of 236 amino acids. The transcript is spliced from 3 exons. NCBI's taxonomy places the organism in Eukaryota, Fungi, Ascomycota, Sordariomycetes, Xylariales, Hypoxylaceae. The record is from RefSeq and is a predicted model, not a curated record.
GUUCAAGUAUAUCAGCGAGGGCUGCUGUGAUCCCAGAGCUCCCCUACCGUCGAUCAAUAUCAUUGGCUACUUUUGAACAAAUCACCUUCGUCCAUACGUUGAACAAGCGACUCGCCCAAGUAUCAUCAACGAUAUCUUAUUGGCUAUGCCCGAUCGGUUGACAAGGGACAGGCUUCGGCUGCACGUCGUGCACAUUAUUCUGCCCUUCUAACUGGACCGUUUGUCCCAAAAUGGCGCCCGUUUCUUUCGACCCUUGAUCUCUUGGGGCGGGGAGCCAUCGAUGGUAUUGGCUAGGCAAUGCAGGUGCUUCGAGCAGACACGGAUGGCGUCGUAAUUAUUGCGCCCACCCGUCAGUAAUAAUGAGCACCUUCUGCCCUACCAUCCUUCCCCGAUCCUUUUCCUCAUCGCUUCCAUCACCGACGCCGAUGUCCUAGCACUUUUAAACGGACACACGCAUACUGCAGAGUAAUAUCUGGGGUGUCCUUUCGGUCGCGUAUACUAGUAGACGGGGGCAACAUUCACAUUCGACCAUCUUCGCAAUCGGCUCCGCGGGAGAGUUUGGGAACCGCAUUCUAAAUUGCCGGCUGAUCGCUGUGCGACAGGAUUGAUCAUACACCGGUUCAUCAGACCGCUUCUGUUGACGGGUCCGAAAGACGGGGGAAAAACAACAACGGCACUCCCUAACGCACAAUGCUGUCCUCAAUACUACUAGCUGUGGUCGCCUCGACCAUAGCAACGGCUCAUACAGUCAUUACCUAUCCCGGAUGGCGGGGAGAUAAUCUCAUCGAGAACGCCACAUUUCCUUACGGCAUGCAAUGGACUUAUCCAUGCGGUGGUAUACCUUUAACGACGAAUAGGUCGUACUGGCCAACCACGGGUGGUGCCGUUGCGUUUCAACCGGGCUGGUUUCAAGGUCAUCAGACGGCAUUCCUCUACAUCAAUCUCGGAUUCGGCACGGACGGACCCGACCAUGGGCCACUAAAUAUGUCGUUCCCCAUGAUCGCUCCUUUCCAACUUCUCGGUCCCUCGAAAGGUCCGUAUCCUGGGACGGUUUGUCUGCCCCAGGUGCCCCUCCCCGCGAACAUGAGCUUCAACGCCGGGGACAACGCGACUAUACAAGUUGUCGAGAUAGCGCAGCAUGGGGCUGCUCUGUUUUCGUGUUCGGAUAUUACAUUUGCUGAACCCGGAGACGAGAGGAUCGCUAAAGUUAACGGGUCUAACUGUUUUAACAGUACAGACCUCGGAUUUGCUGAGAUAUACACCGUUACGACGCAGGAGAUGGGCUCGGCGGCGAACGUGAGUGCUAGCAGCGCCUCUGGUCUUUGGAACCACGGUCCUGCAACGUGGAGCUGGCUAGGCUACUUCCCGAUAUUCAUGUGUGCUCUGGGGUUUUUACUGUAGGUUCUAGGGAGCGCGGAGAUUUACGACAACGAAGGAAAAUGAAUAAGGCAGGUGAUCCACUUUUCUUUUUGGAUUGUAACACCUUGUAUCUGUAUAUACCAUGUGGCAUUGAGGACUGGCGUAUAAGGUGGGCGGUUGGGCAUUUUUGGGUACUGGUGAGCGAUUUUUCAUGCUGACCGGGCCUUAUAAUUUUCGGGAGACAGGAUUAAAACUUUUAUCCCACUAUACCAUUUAUCAUCUCAUGACGCAGAUUUUAUAGAUCUUUACAUCGUCUCAAUGAUCAAUAGAUACCCCUUUAAGUGAAUCGGAUUCUUACAAGGACCCCGCUCUUAUUCCUUAAGUGCAUCUGGUUGCGUAGAUGGAAUUGAGACAUGAAAAGGGGAAGGGUAUGGAUAAUUGAUACGUGCUACAUACCUUAACCGUCGCGACGCCGCAUAUCAUAGGUAUAAUUCAAACCUGGCGGUUAGGAACGUGUUUUAGCUUACACUGGGAACGAGACACGCCAGAGCAGCCGACUAGGCAGAAACCAGGAGAAAGUCCUGAAACUGCAAUUUAUCAACCCUGGGUGAGUCGUUUGAUACUGGUGUUUCUUCAAGGGCUGUACUAGAUUUAAAUGCAUCUAAAACAGUAAAAGGGGUUAGGUGUAAUCGGUAUAAGUACACCAAAGUUCGUAUUCUUCUGAAGGGUUAUCAAGAUGUAUUAAGGUAGUUCUUGAAGUUUUCUAGA